Penicillium nucicola is the source of this 1623-nucleotide messenger RNA. RefSeq names its product sulfatase domain-containing protein. NCBI's taxonomy places the organism in Eukaryota, Fungi, Ascomycota, Eurotiomycetes, Eurotiales, Aspergillaceae. The record is from RefSeq and is a predicted model, not a curated record. Bases 1 to 1623 code for a protein of 540 amino acids. The transcript has 2 exons.
AUGGAUGCUAGCUACCCAUCUGUUGAUGAAAACGAAUGGAAAUUCCAUGAGAUUGCCCCUUUCUUGAACCAUACUGGGGUGACAAGUGCAAUGGUAGCAAGCGAGUCCUACGAAAGUGAAUCAGUCAUCCCAGCUGAGAAGUUGCAAGAUUUGAAAAUUCGAAAUAUAUUCAUGAUCACACUUGAGUCGACCACAUCGCAGGUCUUCCCAAUCCAAAAUAAUACGCACCUUUUGAAAGAGGUCUACAAGCAUCGCCGUCCACAUCAAGCAUACGCUGAGCCUCUUGACGCAACGCCAUUUGCUAAGCAACUGUUUGGGGAUGAUAGUGAUGGAACCCACGCGAAUGGGAUCGUCAUUGAAGGCGCCGAGACAUCAAGCAGCUACACGCUAAAAAGUAUGUUAGCAAGUCAUUGUGGGGUCUCACCUCUUGCGGUCGACUUUCUCGAAGAAGUCACUGGCACCAUUUACCAACCGUGUCUUGCACAUAUUCUCAAAGAAUGGUCUCUUCCUUCUAUUUCUUCCCAGAAAAGCAUGACCAACCACAGCCAGACAUUGGAUUUCAGGGGCAAGAGAUGCAGAGAUGACUGGUGUGGUGCAUCUUGGGGCACACACUUUGUCCAGUCGACCAUUGCAGGCUAUGAUCGGCAACAAGCAAUGAUGAAGAUGAUGGGCUUUGAUACGGGAGAGGUACUAUCCAAGGAAACAUUAAUGCUAACCACGGCAAAAUACCCGAUUCCUGACGGAACUAUUAACUCCGGAGAAUGGUCCUUCCCGGAGACUUUUAUUAUGCCUUAUAUCCGAGACUUGAUUCGAAAAUCGCGGGUCAGUGGUGAUCGUCUAUUCCUGAGCCAUCUGACGAGCACGACGCACUAUCCAUUCCGUUCUCCAAAAUCAUGGAAUAAGAGAAAGUACACAGACCAUUCAGAGCUCAACAAUUAUUUGAAUACAAUUGCCUGGUCAGAUUCUUGGGUGAAACAGCUAUUUGAUGUCCUGGAGAAGGAAGGAAUCGCCGAUGAAACUUUGGUUAUUAUCAGCGGCGACCAUGGUAUGGCUAUUGAAGACGGGGAUCUCAGUCAAACCCUGCCAUACGCCAAUCCGCACGUGAACAAUUUCCGUAUUCCAAUGAUGUUUCAUCAUCCCAAGUUGACAGAAACUCGUAUUGUCGCCAAUUGGACCAACGUUUCAAUACUACCUACCAUACUCGACUUGUUACAAGAGACAAGCAGUCUCAAUCCAGAACAAAAAAAAUCAGCAAAAGUUCUUCUCCGUGAAUACGAGGGACAAUCACUGCUCCGUCAACCCAAGUACCGCUUUCCCAAUGGAAACAAGAAAUACAACUUUGGAGUGGCCAACCCUGGUGGUACACAUCUGGCAGUCUCAUCUCCAGAUCCCGACGUACCCUGGCGUAUGACACUCCCCUUGUGUCAAUCGGGAACGUUGACGUUCGCCAAUAUCGUUGAGGAUCAGGAUGAGAAAGAAGUUGUCAGACUGCUGACACCCACGCUCUUGAUAGAGUCCAUUCAGAAUAAGUGGGGAGACAAAGCAGCUACGUGGGCUCAAGAGGCUCUCUCUGCUGCCGAUAAGUGGAUGAAGGACACAUCGAAACGGUGGAAACUAUCUUAG